Messenger RNA from Neogale vison (American mink), 2100 nucleotides. It is a transcript of the gene ZNF286A, whose product is annotated as zinc finger protein 286A. The record is from RefSeq and is a predicted model, not a curated record. Gene Ontology annotation, biological process: regulation of transcription by RNA polymerase II. Gene Ontology annotation, molecular function: DNA-binding transcription factor activity, RNA polymerase II-specific; RNA polymerase II cis-regulatory region sequence-specific DNA binding. The coding region runs from base 185 to 1744 and encodes 519 amino acids. Lineage: Eukaryota; Metazoa; Chordata; Mammalia; Carnivora; Mustelidae. Gene Ontology annotation, cellular component: nucleus. The transcript is spliced from 6 exons.
CCGAGCCAGGCUCGAGAGUGAGGAAAAAUUCCGACCCGAGCUGAUCGAAGCCUUCCAGCAGAGCCCCCGGAGGGAGUGCAGGAAAGAGGACGACGAGGCCGCGGUGGCUUCUCGCUGUUCUGCCUGGAGAAGUCUGAACUGGGUGGGAGAUCAGAAUAUUCGGAACCCGGAGCAGGUAGUGAUCAUGGAGACCGACUUGUCCGACAAGCCUGAGAAAAGAGCUCUGUGUUCCCAGGACUCGCCCUUUUCCCCAGACCAGAGCACAGAAGAGGGAGAAGUGGCAGCUCUGCGCCUCACAGCUAGAUCCCAGGCAUCAGUGACGUUCAAGGACGUGGCCAUGGACUUCACCCCAGAGGAGUGGGGGAAGCUGGAUCCCGCACAAAGGGAGGUGAUGCUGGAGAACUAUAAGAACCUGGUCUCGCUUUGGCUUCCGGUUUCUAAACCUGAGAACUACAGUUUGGAGAAUGGAAAAGAACCAUUGGUGCUUGAGAGAAAAGCCCCUAAAAGCAACUACGACCUGGAGACUAAACCUGAGGGCAAAGACUCAACUUCAGUGCAAGAUCUUUCCAAUGAAUCAUGCCAGACUGCAAUAAUAGAUAGACUGACAAGGGAUAGUGUCUAUGACUCCAGCUUGGAAACAGCUCUUGAAUGUGAAAACUGGCUAGAGAAUCAGCAAGGAAAUCAGGAGAGACACUUGAGAGAAAUGCUCAGCCAUGUGAAUUCACUCCCCGAAGAAAGAGCUCGUGAGCAUGAUGUUUACUGGAAAAACCUGAGUCCGAAGUCUGUUCUUCUCACUCAAGACAGAGCUCCCAGAGGAUCCUAUGCCUUCCAUACCCUUGAAAAAAGGUUGAAACAGAAAUCAAACUUAAUGAAAAAGCAAAGAACCUGUAAAGAGAAGAAACCUCAUAAAUGCAACGAUUGCGGUGAACUCUUCACUUACCAUUCAGUGCUUAUCCGACACCAGAGGGUCCAUACUGGAGAGAAGCCCUAUAGCUGCAGUGAAUGUGGGAAAUCUUUUAGCCACAGAGCUAAUUUGACUAAACAUCAGAGAACUCAUACUAGAAUUCUCUUUGAAUGCAGCGAAUGCAAGAAGGCCUUCACAGAAAGUGCAUCCCUUGCAAUACAUCAGCGAAUUCACAUUGGAGAGAGACCGUAUGAAUGCAGUGAAUGUGGAAAAGGGUUUAAUCGAAGUACACAUCUUGUGCAGCAUCAGUUGAUUCAUACUGGGGUGAAGCCUUAUGAGUGUAAUGAAUGCGAUAAAGCUUUCAUUCAUUCAUCAGCUCUCAUUAAACAUCAACGGACUCAUACUGGAGAGAAACCCUAUAAAUGUCAGGAAUGCGGGAAAGCCUUCAGCCACUGCUCAUCCCUUACUAAACAUCAGAGAGUUCAUACUGGAGAAAAGCCAUAUGAAUGUAGCGAAUGUGGGAAAACCUUUAGUCAGAGCACACAUCUUGUUCAGCAUCAGAGAAUUCAUACUGGAGAGAAACCCUACGAGUGUAACGAAUGUGGGAAAACCUUCAGCCGGAGCUCAAAUUUUGCUAAACAUCAGAGAAUUCAUAUUGGAAAGAAACCAUACAAAUGUAAUGAAUGUGGAAAAGCCUUUAUCCAUUCAUCAGCUCUAAUUCAACACCAGAGAACUCAUACUGGAGAGAAGCCCUACAGAUGCGAUGAAUGUGGGAAAAGCUUUAAGUGCAGCUCAUCCCUCAUCAGACAUCAAAGAAUUCAUACUGAAGAGCAACUCUGAAAAAUUCCUAAAUGUGAAGAAAUGGUCCCAGUCAAGGAGGAGAACUGAAGCAACUCUGAGACACAAGGACACACCUUCCUGUCAAAUAUGGAAAAUAGUUCACAGGACAGUGACUCAAAGGAGGAUAACAGCUUCCCUCCAUGAAGAAGAGGUUGCCAUUUCUCUGGCUUUCAUGUCUACCCACAUUUUGUUGUUGUUAUUGUUCUCCCUAUAUGUUUGUUCGGCUAUGUCCAAGAGCCCUAAAGAAGGUAGAAGAGGCAUGAAACCACGUGAUAAGUUACACGGGUGAUCAAAAACAAGUGGUGGGAUUGGAAAUGCAGAAGCAAAAGUUCAAAUAAAAAUUUAGCAGAACACUA